GGAAUGAAUCGAUCGAUCCAUCAUGCAUCGAUCCAUCGAUCCAUGAGAGCUGUGGAUGUCGGAGACUGGGAAUGAAUGAAUCGUUGCAUCGCGUGUGUGUUGGUGUUUUUGAUUUCUGGCUCGCAAGUCGGAACUGUGGCCUAUAACUCGGAGGUACUGUAACUCGCAACUCGUAACUCGUAACUCGUGGCGUAUUGGUCAUCGCGUAAACGUGCAGUGCCCCGUCUCUUGUCCGCGUGGUCCGUGUCUCCUGCCAACUGUUUUGAAUGGAUCUCGGACAGUCACGCCCGAAGUGUUGCAGAAGGGCAGCACGAAACGAGACAAAGCAACCAUUCAAAAGGAGCGGCAACGAAACGAAACGAAACGAAACGAAACGAAACGAAACGAAACGAAACGAAACGAAACGAAACGAAACGAAGCCAAAACUAAAACUAGCACGGAAAAUCAAUAUCAUUUGAUUCAUCGAAUCGACCAUAGAGCUCAAGGCAACCACCAAAAAAGGUAGAGAAGAGAUAUCUUGACUGCAACCAAUCGAUAUCUAAUGUGAUGUGAUGUGAUGUGAUGUGAUCUCUUCAGUGCCUAGUGCCUAUGGUUUGGAGUCUGGAGUCUGGGGUAUGUCUUUCUCAGAUCACAAAAGAUUUCUCGAGGAUGCAAUGUAUCUCGGAACAAGAAGGGGGCUUCUCCCCACCGAUUCGUCGAACGAUUGAGAUGAAAUACGACCGAUUCAAACCGAAUUCAACCGACACACAAUCGAGCUGGGUCGAAUAAAAUAUUUUUUUUUUCGCAACUGCAGCGCAAGACGUGCAGCCCGCAGCUUCACGUUGUGUCGCGUGCCUGUUUUUGGAUGCGAUCUCCCUUUUCGAACACAAAACAACACAGCGCAACAAAACAAAACAUAACAUAACAAAACAUAAGACAGUAAACCCCAAGGCAUCGACACGAUGAGGCCGCAUGCCGUGUCUUUCUCGGUGCUGCCAUGUCGAGGCAAGGCGUGAACGGGACGGAGCCACGCGUCCCGGUAUCUCCUGUGUCGUCGGUGUCAAUCGGGUUGUAGCGACCAAUCGACGACGGAAGAAGGGCAAAAUGAAGGAGAUAGGCAAGCAGACAAUGAAGGCCGUGAAGCCGUCAUGGGUUUUUGUGUCGUCAACCGUUCGCUCGUUCCUUCUUGCCAAUUCCAGAACAUGGUGAUGAAUAAAUCAAUCUACGAAACAAACCGAACACACAAUGCGUGUGCGAAUGUGAGUGCGACACAAUACAAAUGAGACCAAAAAGGUAAGGGGACGAAUGAAAUGAGCUUCAAAGUUCUUCUGUCCGUACGAAGUAAACGAAAUCCGAGCAGCACUGUAAACAAUGUUAAAGCGCCAACCGUACGAGGGCGAUGAGUCUGGGACUGAGAGAAACUUAAACCAUGCAAAAAAUUAGUUCGACAAUUGGCAAACACUGGCAAAGCUAAAUUGGUCUCCACCGUUUGAGUCGCACUGAACCUGAGAUGUAGCACAGCUUUAAUAGAGAAGUAUGAUAUAGUGUAUCCUUAUUUACAUCGAAGACUUAAUGUACUUUAAAUUAAGCACCCAUCCCUAACGACCACUGAAUCUAUUGCGUCAGCGGCAGCGUGGGCACUAUUUGGAGUGCUUCGGUUGAUAAAAACUUUUGUGUGACAAAUAAUAAUAAUAAUAAAUAGUGCGUUGGACAGACAGGUGGAGAAGCAGAACCGACGAGAUUCUGCCCGGAAUUAUGAAGAUAACAGAGUAUUACCAGCGUGCACAAUCACGACGGAAGAUCCUCUCGACCAUCAAAAUAGGCACGGUCGGAUAGACGUUUUUUUCUCUAGUUGUCAAAGAUAAUUCUCGCGGCUUCUUAUACCUGUAUGAUCUUGCCAUCGGGCUCCAACAUAGCUUCCAGCCGGUGCUUUCGGUUUUCGAGUUCAGCUUCCCUCUCCUGUUCUUCGACUGACUCCAAUUCAUCAGGUCUCUCAAUCAAUCCUUCGACACCGAAGAAUUCGGCAUCACUCAUGUAGAGUUCAUCCGGCUCUUCGAAAUCCAAAUCGUCACCGUCGACCGCGCCUUCGAGGUUUCUGGUCCUCCAUCCUGUACCGUAAUUGUAAUAUUCGUUGCCACGUCUGUAGUUGUUGUUGUUACCGUUACCCUUUCCGGCGAAGCCGUUACCCUUCGAGCCCUUGUAACCCUUGCCUCCUUUUCCGGCCUUGUUGUAGUAGUAGUUGUAUCCACGGUUACCACCAGUGUAGUAGGUAUUACCUCUGUUACCUCUGUUACCUCUGUUGCCUCCCUUUGAACCAUAAUAGUUGUAGGCCUUGCUACCGUAGUAAUUUCUGCCGGUGUUCCAACUUCCAUUUCGAGGUCCUGGAAGAAUGAUUUCGUCAACAACAUGGAUCACACCGUUACAGGCGAUAACGUCCUGACUGAAGGUAUAUUCGGUCUUCUCGUCAGUGUCACCAGCGUUGUCGAAGUUGAGAACAAACUCGGUUUGGAAUUCAAACUGUUGGGCAUUGAAAAUAUUAUCGGGAACUCCAAUGGUAGGAUUCAAUCCGUUGUGCAUGUUACCAGGACCAACCUGCUGCGCUCGGCUCGCGUUGAUGCAUCGGGUUUUAGAUCGCUGUCUAUUGCGUCGGUCUUGCUGGGUAUUGAUGGUACGGUAAGUCUGACCGCAUCGGAGGUCGCGAGUCAAUCUUGCCUGAGGAAGAAUGUGGAGCUCGAGCAUUCUCUGCUCAUCGAGUCUGCCAAUAAGACCAUCAAUCUUCGCAAAAGCAGCAUCGGUGGGAGCAAACACCGUGUGUGGUGAGUUACCCGUCGCCAUGAGAUUAAAGACGUUCGGAAAUCUAUCGAUGAGAUCGCAGAAUCGUCUGAACGGAUCACCGACACGAGAUGGAAUUGUGCCAGUACCUUGCUGGUUAGUAUUUCCGAGGGGGCUGUAAAAAGUACUUCCAGUACAGAGAUUACCAUCUAUUGAAAGAACAUGUAGCAAAUGCACAAGGCAAGUGAGAACACGACCUUGAUGUUAUUUGUAAGUACAUUCUUUUUGCGGUCGGUACUUACAAGUUCGUCUCUGUGAGCCUUCUCUGUUCGAACUGAAACUUCUAUCUCCUCCAUUGUUGUUAUCGUUAAUGGCACGCUGGUCGACUACGCGUUUACAUUGAUCGUAGUUAAGAUUGGUUUGACCCAUCGCAGCGUUGGCGAGUAGUGCCGUCAAUACCAGCGCAAAGCUCGAGCUUUUGAAGAUUGCCAUGUUGUUUUGUAGAUUGUUAUUGCUUUACAGACUUUAUACAAGAGUCAAUCAAAUGUAUAUCACGAUCGUAUCCUCGCAACGAAAAGUUUUCUUUGCUUUGUUAUGAAUAGUGAGGUUAGCCGCUCUAUUUUAGAUCACUAAAAUCGAUUUUAUGAUAAUAAGUGUGAGGACGGCAAAAACCGUCGUUUUCCGCACUCGAGCCCGUGAUUCACGCUUUAAUUUCCUUCCCUCAACGCAUACCGGUGCUCUAACGGCUGGAAUUAGGAAAUAUUUUUUGGCCACUAUGGCGCACCUCAACUCGACUGAGAUUACUUUUGGUUUUAGUGAUUAAUUGAAUCAAUGCAUGCGCACGAUCAAACCCUUCAAAGUUACGAAUCCGAUCAGUUUGAAACAUAUUUGAAAUUGCCCGCAAGUGCGCAGUGUGACUAAAAAGAUUGGAGUAUGCUUGAGAGUGCUCGAUGCAACGAUUAUUGCAAGAGUGCACAACGUUCUUUACUGUUUCACUUGUUAAAACUAAACUAGUACUUUGAACUGCGUAUACACAUCACCCCUAAGAUCAGAACUGGAGCAGGAACCAUGUCCAUAUCAUCUACCGGUGCUGCAGGUGCCCGUACCGGUACGCAGCGACGAAACUGCAAGUUUGCAACUAAGUAAGAAGUACAAAUAUAGUCCCAUACAUAUUGUUGCAUGGUGAUACUACUACUAUGAUAUAAAUAUGCAUCAGUAGCAGUACUAGCAGUACUAGUACUAAAAAUAGUAUUGUUGAGUAGUACUUAUCCAUAGUAAUAUUCCAUCUCCCAUUAACCACCAGUUGGAUUUUGAGUAAUAUUGUCAGAUAGUUUGAGAUCAAUAUAGUAUCAUAACAUGAUCGCUAGAUGUCUGUAUUUCCUGUUCAACAAAAUAUUGUUGAAGGAGGUCAUCUUCCAUGGCAGCAUCCUGAGCUAUUUCUCUUCUUCCUCAGACCAAUCAAACAAAUAAAGAUCUCAUCCCCCCUCUUGUUCCUAUCUGUCGUACCUAUCCCAGCUUUCUGAUGGAUAUCUUCUUGGAACAUCCUUUUCUCCCUUCCACCUCUUUGGUAACAAUGCUCCUGUAUGGAUACCUCUUGCAAGAAAGUCUCCUUUGCUGAGAUAGAGGCUUCUUCCUCAAAAAAGAGUCUGCUUUGUGAGUCUUCAUUCUUUCACCAAACUCCUGUUCAGACAUACAUUCUCUUAUAAGAGUCCCUCUACUAGUAGUAGUACUAGAAUUUUCAAAUAUGUAGCUGCCAUUCCAUCAUUUUAUCUCUUCUGGAACAACUUUUUGAAAAGCAUCCAUGUCACUAGAUAGGUGGUAGCUCUAAUGACAUGUCCUCAACCCUGACCCCAACCCCUUCAAAACAGAAAUUCUAGGGAUAUGCCUCCUAGCAGCAACAAGUGAAUCCCAGUGAUUUUUUUCCAAGAUGAAGGUCAAUUCUAUCCACUGGAGGAACUCUUUCAGUUACAACAAAGCCUUUCUUGAGUCUUCCCUGGAUCUUCUCUGCAAAGCUUCUGAGUUGACACCACUUUCAAUAUCAGUUGUCAAGGACGACUGUUUUCCAAUAGAGACAAUCACCCUUGCUGAUGCUUGACACCAUUCCUUUGUGGCCUUGAAGGUGUCAUCAUGAACAGAUGAGGUUUGAAACAAGGAAACAACAUGGUGAGGUUAAGGAAUAAGAAUCACAGCUGGUGUAGGAAACCCAAGUAGAGGAAUAGUUGGAGGUUCAGCAAUGGGCGGAGUGGAAGAUAAAUCCUUCACCAAUUGGAAGAGAAAUUUUCCCUUGGUCAUCCUAACAAAAGCACCUAGCAGAGGAACCUUUGCUGCUUUUGCAAUUACAUCAAGUGGGACAUCUGAAAUCAACUAAAUCCUUCAAUCAGGAGGAAGUUCUGCUUUCUCAAAGGGAACAUUGCUUGUCUGCAUCACUUCAUGAUCACCAUCUGGUGGGCAUCCAUCAACACCACUACUAUUAGUGAAGCCAAAUUGCCCAGAUUUGGAGCAUCUGUACUAGCCACUCCACCAAGAACAAAGGUUGAAGUCAUGAAGUCAUGGUUGAGGCUGUUUAUGCUGUAGCUCCCAAACCUUGUGACAAUAUCACUCAAAAUCCAAUAGUAGAGUAGCAACUUAACUAUUAUGGAUAAUUUUUAGUAGUAGUGGUAUUGGACUACUAGUAGCAAUUUUACACAGAUCAAUUUUGAUCACUGCACAAUGAUCACAAAUGGAUCUUUUUAAUCACAGAAAUUUCUGAUAAAAAUUGAUCACAAUUUUCAAGAUCACAGGGGGCGUCCUGGGGACCCGUAUUUUCCCCAAAAAAUCAAAAUUGGCAUGGUUCCUUUCUAAUUUAAUUGUUGAUAACAAGUCCUUGCAGUCCCAUUUCAUUUUCAUCAUCAUGGUGGUUUAAAAAGUUGUUGAAUCAUUUCAAAUAUUUCUUAGUACUCCUGCUCCUACUACUGGGGAAUUUCUGUUGCUGCUCCUCCACCACCAACCAAUUGUUGUAAACUUCUUAUACUAUCAGUGCUGCUUGCUGUCAAAGGUUCCACCUCAGCAGUAAGAAAAACCAAGAACAAUAAUCACUAGUACUAGUAGCUACUACUAAUAGUAUUACUAUUUCUAAUUGCUACUAGUACUAGUCCUAUCAGCGGUACUAACAGCUUUCCCACCAGCAGGAGUAACUCUACUACUAGUAGUUUUAGUAGAACAAUCUGCUUGUGGUACGGGCAGAGCAAAACCAAGUCUCAAUUGGACCAGGGGUGCUACUACUACUACGACUACUACGACUACUACGAAAGAACAAAAAAUAUUUGCGGAGUUCUACUACACCAGUGUGCUAGUAGAUUAGUUCUUGACCUCAUAUAUUUUCGCAAGGUGGUCACGACCAUUGGUGUAACCAAGUUGUCAGUCUUUUCACCAGGCAAAGGCACUUCUAUAUGAAUUUCAUACCAUCGCCGUUUCACAAUCAGGGAACGGUUUUGAAUUUCUCUUCUGACAAACUAGCCCGUCGCUGAUGCCAUCUACUCCCACUAUUUGUUGCCAUUCGCAGCUGCCUUGGCACGCCCUCUCAUGUUGCGGAAAUCGUGGGCGACCUUAUCGUGGGCUCGUUGCUGGGAAGCCAUGGUCCACAGGCCGGGUUUUUCCUGGAUCAAGAACCUAGAUCCAGAGUCUCCAACUUGCAUCAGAAUGUGCUGGACCAGGGCGGUUUUCUCACUCUUCGACACAGCCUUGUCGUAUUGCUCCCGGUAGCUUUCCAACAGCUUCUUUAAGCGAAGAUUUCCAGGUUUGUUCCGGUUGUGGCAGCCCCGGCCCAUGAGAAUGUCGAAAGGGCCCGGAAGGAGCACCGCAAACGACGACGUCGGCGACGUAGUGAAGGCAGGAGCUUGGUUUGCAAGAAGAGUGGGCUUGUUGCUAGAGGAGAAAGCAGUUUCUGAUGUCUUGCUGCUCGGGCGGUCUGAAACUUCGGUAUUAUCGAAUGAUUCAUCCGGCAGCGGUUUGCUUCUGGAAAUUCGCUCCGUCUGUUGCAGCUGAGACGUCCGUACAAAUUUUGAUCUCUCCCGUUCCCAGCGAUCUUUUUCUUCGUAUUCUGCAACGGCAUCCAUAAAGGCUACAUGAAAUU
Molecule: messenger RNA, 6862 nt
Organism: Pseudo-nitzschia multistriata
Lineage: Eukaryota; Bacillariophyta; Bacillariophyceae; Bacillariales; Bacillariaceae
Source: the annotation of a GenBank genome assembly